Molecule: messenger RNA, 619 nt
Organism: Vigna umbellata (rice bean)
Lineage: Eukaryota; Viridiplantae; Streptophyta; Magnoliopsida; Fabales; Fabaceae
Source: RefSeq, a predicted model, not a curated record
ACAUAUGGCACCUAGAAGCUUUUUUGGGGUAGAGGAUUUCCUUGAUGAUGACAAUAGCCGACCUUACACAUACCAAAAAGGGAAGAAGUCAAAGAAUCCAAACAAGCACAUAUCUUUCAAACAAAGAACGAUUGCGUACAUGGAGCCGUUUACACUUGAUGUGUUUAUCUCAAAACGCUUUGUAUCAGCUUCACUUACUCACAGGGUGACAAGCAAACAGGUUGCAGUUGCUGGUACCAACUCCAAGGACAUAAAAGCUGUUCUUAGGUCUCGGUCAGACAUACCAGCAUGCAUAUCCAUCGGUAAGAUUUUAUCUGAAAGAGCAAGAGAAGCUGAUGUUUACACUGCUUCCUACACUCCAAGGGAAAGGGACAAGUUUGAAGGGAAAAUCAGAGCUGUAGUUCAAUCACUCAUUGAUAAUGGGAUUGAUAUCAAGGUUUACCUUGAUUGAGUUGAGUAACUCAAGAUUUUUGGCUAUCAGUUUGAUAUCAAUUGGUGAUCACUGGUUUGGUUUUGUGGCUAUCAGUUUGAGAUGUCAAUUGGUGAUUACUGGUUUGGUUUUGUGGCUAGUUAGUUACUGCUUUUAUGGAUAGGAAGGUGGACAAGCAUUGUUUAUGGU